AUGUCGAAAUAUCCACCGGGGGGAAGUCUACCUAAUAUCUUACCUCCACAACAUGCCGAAUCUAAACGAGAUAGAAAGAGGAGAGAAACUGUGAAUAAGAUUGAGAUGUUACAUGACGAGAGCUGCAGGAACAGGGAUGAAAAAUUCUCAUCCUUAUAUAAAGAAUUUCAUUCAGAGAAUAAAGCAGUCAAUUCACAACCACCAACAUCUGCAAAAUACCUUUUAAGAGUAUAUCCAAUUUCGAUUGAAAGAGAUGCUCUGCUGGAAGCUUCAGAAAUUGAAUAUCAAUACAAAGCCAGCCAAGCUAAGAAGAUGUAUGAAUCCGAGAGAGAAUCUAUAGAAGCACAAUAUUGGGAUUCGAGAGACCAAGUUCGUCAAAGAUUAUUAGCUGCCAUCGAAGAUCGAAGAAGGAAAUUGAGAGAAGAGAAAGAAGGUGGUGAUGUAGUCACUGAAACGUUACUGGAUGCUCAAAUAAGACCACGUCCCGUUAGGAAAUUACCAUUUCGCAGAAAAUCCAAUCAGUCCAAUCAAAAUUCAAAUUCUCGUGAUGAAACACCUUCCAACAAAGAAAAGGAAAAUGGCUUAGUCAAUGGUACUAAUGGUACCGUCACCAAUGGACAUAGUGAAAAAAGAGAUAAUAGAGAUGGAUCACCUUCAAAUACGAAUGGAAUUAAAUCAAAUGAUUUAUUAUUGCAUACAAUGAUGUCACCUUCAUUAGCUGUUAUAUCGACUGAUGAUAUAAUUUCACCUUCAUCAUCGUCUUUGAUCGUACACCCACCUGUGAAUGGUGUAUUGGCGUAUGUCCCUCCUCAACCUGGAAAAAGAGGUCCUCGGGGUAAAAAUCCUUUAUUAGCAAAUACGAUCAAUGGAAAUGCUGGAGGUGAUUUGGAUCCCAAAGAAGGUAACUUGACCGCACCUGGAACUGCUACCGCUUUGGGUAUAGCAAGUGGUCAAGUAACUGGUCCAGGUCCAAGAUCAAGAGGUGUAGGUGGAACGAGAGAUCAAGCAUUAACUUUAGGAAGAAGUUUGGCAGAUUUAAAUAAGAUGAUACCUGCUUCUCAAUUAGAGACAGAUUCAGAUUGGGCAAGAAUGCAAGGUACAGGCGGGAGAGGAAGGAGAACAAGAGGUGAUUAA
This is a messenger RNA of Kwoniella shivajii, 1134 nucleotides long. RefSeq lists its product as uncharacterized. The transcript is spliced from 4 exons. Gene Ontology annotation, biological process: negative regulation of transcription by RNA polymerase II. Gene Ontology annotation, molecular function: histone deacetylase binding. Lineage: Eukaryota; Fungi; Basidiomycota; Tremellomycetes; Tremellales; Cryptococcaceae. The record is from RefSeq and is a predicted model, not a curated record. Gene Ontology annotation, cellular component: Sin3-type complex. Bases 1 to 1134 code for a protein of 377 amino acids.